This is a messenger RNA of Phyllotreta striolata, 2552 nucleotides long. NCBI's taxonomy places the organism in Eukaryota, Metazoa, Arthropoda, Insecta, Coleoptera, Chrysomelidae. The record is from the annotation of a GenBank genome assembly.
UUAUGUUUUUAAAGAUGGCCCUAAAUAUGUGACGUUCAUUUGUGAACAAAUAUCUGUUGAAAUUGUAGAAAAGAAAGCCUUUCCACGUAUCGAAUAAACCAAAUAUACCAGAAGAAAGGCGAGUUGGAGCUAAAACAAAAAAUCAUGCUCGCUUAAGGUCGUGGCAAAAUGAAGAUUAUCGUUUAGUUCACCAUCUGUUUUAACAUAAAUUCAUUCAAAAAGCUCGCAGUAAUCGUUACAGGACGAUAUUGCACAAAUAUGGGGUCCUCCAGCGAGGAUAUCAUCAAAGCCAUCCUGCACUACCAGGAGAGAUUAGAGAGGUACAAUUUGAAGAAAAGCGAGGAUAAGAUGUUGUACGUGCUGCGAAAAUUAAGCAAACUUCCCAUUAAAACAUCACACUUGGAAACGACGGGCGUUGGAAGAACUGUGAACGCACUGAAGAAGCUCAACGGUAAGGUAGCCGAUUCGGCCAAAGACCUGGUCAUGACGUGGAAAGAAAUGGUCUUGGAAGAGGAAGAGAAAGCCGCCCAGGAAAAUGCGAUAGAAACCGAAGAAGACGCCGAUUCGGUGUACUCCAGUGAUAACGAGCAAUCCCUCCGGAUCGAAGAAGGCAAAGAAAACGUCAACAAUGAAUCGGACGAAGAAAGCGACCACAGCGACGAGAGCGAACGCAACACCAAACAACCGAGUCAAAGUCGACUAGAUAAAAGCAAACACAACGAUUCAACGGACGAAGAAUCGAGGAGGCGAUCGAAGAAGCGGCCUCGAUCGAGCGAUUCCAGCUCCGACGACGCCUCGAAACACAAACCGAAAAAGAGCAAACGCGACCACCACAAGGACAAGGUAGAGAGAAAACACGACAGGCAUUCCUCGUCCGGCAAAACCAAACACAAAUCGCCCGAUAAAGAUAAGACUGAUAGGGAUAGAAGCGGGAAAUCUAGUCACUCGUCCAAGCACAAAUCCUCGGAAUCUCAGGCCGAUCGCAAGGAGAGAAAAGACAAGAGCGACGCCGACGGGCAUUCGAAGCACCGAGACAAAUCGAAGAAACCGAAAGAGGAUAGAAAGCAAUCGACGUCGAAGAACGAAACGGAAGCGAAGAAGGAGAAGAGCAAAGUAAAGAUUAUCAAUGGUAUCGAUUCCGAGUCGGGUGCCAGUUUCGCCGAAGCGCUCGGCAUGUGCGGCCCCACGUCUAGUCAUAGCAAUAAGAAGAAACCGAGCUCUGAUAGGAAACCACACAAAUCCGAACCGAGCAAGAGCUCCAACUCCAAACACGACGACAGUAAAAGCAAAGCUCCACCGAAACCCAUCCCGGAUUUGCUUAACGAUGUGCCCAACGAACCAUUAAACAUCUGCCUGUCUAGCCUUCUGCCGGAGAUCACUCCCCAUUACAAACCCACGCCUUUGAAUUUGGAUUUGCAAGCCAAGCGGGUGCUCAACGAAGACGAGGCCUUGAGCAGGGUCAUGUCCAACAAAAAUCAAAGAACGAAAGUAUAUUCAGGCAACAAGACGGUAGGAAAAGUGGAAAGCUUGUUCCAAAUAUGCGUGCGGAUAUUACAAGACAACAUAGAAGCUUUGGAGUACACCGGAGGAGUGCCCUAUCACAUUCUCAAGCCGAUCUUGGACAGGGCCACGCCCGAUCAGCUGUUCAACCUGGAGCACCACAAUCCGUACCUGAUCGAGGAGACGGACGAGCUGUGGCAGCUGCUCUGCCAGAAGGACUUCAGGAACAAGAAGCGCGAAGAGCUGGAAUCGUGGCGGGAGAUGUACAUGCGGUGUCUGGACGAGCGCGAGGCCAAAUUGAACCUGAUCACGGCCAGCAUCAAGCAGUCGCAGGACAAAUCGGAGCCGGUGCGCACCACCAAAUUGGCCUACGUCGAUUCGAGCUUCGUCAAACCGCCCAGGAAUAUAGCCAGGAAACAGGCUAAGAACGGUACAUUGCACACGGAUAGAAAAAUGACUCCGACUCAGAAGCUAUCGGCUCUAUCUAGAUCGGAUACUGAGAAAAUCGCACUGCCAAAUCCGGGUAAUCGAGCGGUGGAACGUUCGAGUAAUAGUUCGGCGGCUACUAAGCCGAAGAAGGCGCCCCUGAUGGCGAAGACCCUGUCGUUCUUCAAGAACAGGUUCAAAAGAUGAGGGCUGUAGGAGAUUAAGGUAAUUGAUAGGAGUAGCGGUAAUUGGAUAUGUUUAUAGAGUGAAAAAAAAAUAGUUGUAGAAAUAAAGCGAGAGAUUUAUUAGGCGCGUAUUAUAAUGGCGGGUCGUGGAGGACCGCGGGUUUGUGCGAGGAUUUGUUGGAUAUUUUUUUACUAAAAGUGUAGUGAACAAAUAAGACUAAAACCCGAUGGAAAUGAUAUAUUUAUUUUUUAAAUUGUGAUUGAUUGAUUCCUAUCUUUUAUUUAAUUGAACAUAAUUUCUACCUAAUUUACUCAUUUAUGGAAAUAAACGAUUUAACAUUACAUUAGGACUGUUACUGUUUCUAAAUUAUUUCGCAGGUGAUUUAGUGGAAGUUUUGGGUAAAUAAAACGAAUGUAUCAACAUAAUUAAAAGUAAUUUUA